CCUUCAGAACUCUGAGACAGACAAUAUUCUGUUACAUUGUAGCAAGAUGGCGACUGUCAUUCACAACCCCCUGAAACCACUUGGGGAUCAGUUCUAUAAAGAAGCAAUUGAGCACUGUCGCAACUACAACUCCAGACUAUGUGCCGAACGCAGUGUCCGCCUUCCGUUCCUCGACUCACAGACUGGUGUGGCUCAAAACAAUUGCUACAUCUGGAUGGAGAAAAGGCACAGAGGGCCAGGUGUGGCUCCAGGACAACUAUAUACAUACCCUGCGAGGUGUUGGAGAAAGAAGAGACGCUUACAUCCUCCUGAAGAUCCCCGGUUACGACUUUUGGAGAUAAAAUCAGAUGUGGAUUAUCCUUUACGGAAAGACAAUGUUUUGUCAGAAGGGACCACUCUAGAGGCUCUGCUACGAGGUGAUGGACUAGAAAAGAAAGAUAUCAGAGAUGAGGAUAGUCUACAAGAAAUCCAGAGAGUUCUAGAAAAUGAUGAAAAUGAUGACGCAAAUGGUGAUGACGACCUUGAUGAAGAAGUUCCUAAAAGAAAAUACCGGAGCAGGGGGCGGGCUCGUGGUGGAAGGAGGAGGAAUGAUACAUCAUUUGAUGAGCAUGACAAACCUUACGUAUGCGACAAUAGUUACAAACAAAAGCAUAAUCCAAAAACAGCCGACAAAGUUUGUGGAAAGCGUUACAAGAACAGACCUGGACUCAGCUACCACUACGCUCAUACUCACCUCGCAGAUGAAGAAGGAACAGACAGCAGAGACCAGGACACUCGAUCCCCGUCCUCCCCUUCCAUCCACAGAAGUGAAAACCAGAAACCUCGGAAAGGGUCAGAUGGUGCUAUACUUUCAAACAACUACUGUGAUUUCUGCCUCGGAGACUCAACCAUGAACAAGAAGAGUGGACAACCUGAAGAGCUUGUAUCCUGUGCUGACUGUGGACGUUCUGCUCAUUUGGGAAGAGAAAGCAGAAAGGAGGAGAUGAGCAACGCAGAGGACUUGUUCGGUUCCACUUCAGAAAGCGACACUUCUACGUUUCAUGGCUUUGACGAGGAUGACUGGGAGGAGCCUUCCUCUGUCCAAGCCAAAAACUCCCCUACUGCUGAGGACCGGGGAGACUGCUAAAGAGAGUUAUCCGGAUGAACCUAUCUCCUUCCAGUUACUUCCAAUCCUGUUAACUUAAUUUUUGUCAUUUAAUUUUGCCCUACCCCUGGUCUUUCUUCUGCAUUUACAAAGCACAACUGGAUGUUUUAUUUUUAUUUUUUCUGAGCUUGAUUAAAAUGAAAACUGUGGCUUACAAUUUUUUUCUCUACUUUGCAAUAAGAAGAAUUUCCAGUAUUAGCAACGCUCAGCUGGCUUAAAGGCCACGUGUGAUUGACAACUGAAUUUCCAUAAUACUGGUUCUUAAAUAUUACAACAAAAAUAGAAGGCAGCAAAACACUGGAAGUCUACUUUAAUUCUGUCUGCGACCCUAAUUACCUCACUGACAGAAGACUUGCGAUCAAUGAUGGUUUCUACGACUAAUCAGAUUUUGCACCCAUUGUAUGGAAAAAGCCUGACUUUAAAGAGAACACUGUACAAGGAGCAAGUUCCUCCUUAUUUUCCUUCACCCGAUCUUCUGCAUAAGGUCAGAAGGUGUUUAGGUAGAGAACAAGCAUAAAAGGGCAAAUGGGAUAAAUACCUCAGUCUUGCUUUUCCUUCUUCAAUGGUUUAUAUAUGCUAUUUAUUUUUGUGGCUGAAAGGACUCCCUGAUGUCUAAAAGGCACCUUUUUGUCUUCUUUAUUAAUACCACCUACUAGAAGAUACCAAAGCAGUACCCGUUAUUGGUCCACAGGGCAACGGAAAUGAGACCAAACUAUCGUCAAACCUGCUGAGCUGAAAUCAGGCUGAA
Messenger RNA from Nanorana parkeri, 1892 nucleotides. RefSeq names its product double PHD fingers 3 (gene DPF3). The transcript is spliced from 10 exons. Gene Ontology annotation, cellular component: nucleus. The coding region runs from base 47 to 1126 and encodes 359 amino acids. The record is from RefSeq and is a predicted model, not a curated record. Lineage: Eukaryota; Metazoa; Chordata; Amphibia; Anura; Dicroglossidae.